Anastrepha ludens (Mexican fruit fly) is the source of this 2712-nucleotide messenger RNA. RefSeq lists its product as uncharacterized. The transcript has 2 exons. The record is from RefSeq and is a predicted model, not a curated record. The coding region runs from base 822 to 1337 and encodes 171 amino acids. NCBI's taxonomy places the organism in Eukaryota, Metazoa, Arthropoda, Insecta, Diptera, Tephritidae.
ACCGGAAAGUGCCGAUAGUGGAGCGGCAGUUAUUGUCGAACGUGCGCGGUUUUUACUUAUUUUGCUUGCAUAUGUAUGUGCGAACAUACAGAUAGUGGACGUUAAUGACAGUGUUCAUGUCAUAUGAAAUAUUAUAAACAAGUGCACAUACAUACAUAUUUGCAUGUUGCAUUAGCCCAGUGCAUAUGAAAUAUAAGUUAAUAGCACAAAUUCUACUGGGGAAAACCUCAUUCGAGCAUGUGCAUAUGUAUUUAUAUAUGCACUUAUAUACUAAUGUCGUUUUAGUGUUUCUGAAAUUAAUGGAGCACAGUCAGUCUCAGUAUUCGACAUUCGACAUCGAUUUUGUUGUAAACUCACUCGAACAGUCGCAACCGCAAACUACAGACAAAUGUUCCUGUUGACGGAAAUUGAAUCAUACAAGUCUUUGGUAGUAGCAAGAUGUCAGUGUCAGUAGAAGCUUUUAAAGUGUAACGUGCGAUUCAAAGUGAAGGACGUGUUUGAAAUGAAGGAUAUGCAUACCGCCAUACUUUGGCGCGAGUAUGUUUACUUGUAAAACGGCUUCGUACGAGUUUAAUCUACAGGAAAUUGUCAUAGUUUUGAUUGCAAUGGACACUUAUCAGAAAUCGAUUGACAGCGGGAAAUUAUAUCAAAUACUAACACAUACAUUUCAAAGUCACAAUUAGAAUAGCGAUUAGAAAAAAAAAUACGUACAAAAAAAAGAACUAUUGGAAAAAAACUAUUAGCAGCAGGAAAAAAAACGAUCAAAGGAAAGGACAAACAAAAAUUACAAUAAAAAAAUUACUAGAGCAGAGCUGGUGCUUAUGAAUAUGGGCUGCUCAACUUCUGCACCAGCCGUCACAGAUGCAAACAAAGCAAACGAUAGUACGAAUUGUUCAAAUAUGGCUGCUAAAACAAGUGUCGGUGAGGAAGAUUCUAACAAAUACCCUGCCUCGGAAGCUUUCAUCAUUCCAUUGAGUGAUGGGGCCGAAACUAAAGUUUACACCGCCGAUGCUGAAGAAGCGAAAGACUUACUUGCGGCAACGGUGAAAAAGCAGCCACCCAAGCGCAUACAAGAACUGAUCGAACAAGCAGCGGAAAACGAAGCGGCCACUGUAAAUUUACAGGAUUUGGAGGAGAAACUCGAAAAAGCCGAAGAGCGCCGAAAGGAAUAUUUGCAACAAAAGAUCACAACCAUACAAAAGACUACACAAAUGCUGACCCGAAGUGAUAGUAAAGAGUUAGUGGAGAAGGAGGAAGAGGAAGAAACGCAGGUGGUUGAUGGUAAAACAGAAAACAAAAAUGACAACCCGGUCGAACAUGACGAGUCGAAGAAGUAAUUUUUUAAGUCAGAAAAUAGUUGUAGUAAAUAAGUGCUCUAAGUAUUGUAGCAACAGUAAAAGUUGCGGAAGUGUGCACGCCUAAAACUGUGCUUUAUUAGAUAUUUCAUUAAAGUCUUUAAUAAUUAAGAGAAGUUUUAUCUUUUUGGUGAAACAGGAAUGCAAUGAGAAACAUGAUCGUUGUAAGUAGCCUUAACACUUACCUUGCGCCCAUCGAAAAAUACACUUCAGAACAUUGUAAAAAUUGAAUCAUUCUUUUGGCUGAAUUCGCCUAAAGAAAGUUAGGAUAGGAAAAAUACUUUUUUCUCGCCAUCACAAUCACCCGUUCUGACCUUUGGUUGACAACUUUAAGAGCUAUCCGUAUAACCUAACCCAGAUUAUUCAUUUGGGGUAUUCACAAGUGCGUCAUAAGUGUCGCAUUGUUGUAUGUCAUACAUUUUUAACAGCUUAAAAUAUAUUUCGGGCGUUCGCGAGGUAUCGAAGAAACCAUAUUAUGAGUUCUGACAUAGUUGAAAAAUAGUAGGAUACUUAUGAUUCCUUGUGAUUUAUCUAAAAGGCUUAGUAAAUAUGAAGGGCUCUAUAUACAGAGAAAUCUGUAUUGGGCGGACACUCACCGUCUUCUUCCGCUACAUAAGAUUUGGUAUAGAAAAAAUAUCCGCUCAAGGGAGUUGUCCGGCUAAUAGAGGUGUUCGUCAGGAGAGGUUACACUGUCGCUAUGAAGCCUUCGUAUAAAUAGUAUUUCUGCAAGUAAGGAAGGUAUGCCGGACCAUUUUUUUCCGGAUACUGCACUUAUCAUCAUCAUUUGCCAUUUUGUAUCUCAUCUAACGACACGCUUAGAAACAAGCGGUUUAGAUAGUUUGGGACCAGAGAGAAAGGGGUGUUGUGUGAGUUUAAUGCUGUUAGAACGGCAAUAAAUCGAAAACUGAUUUUUGUUAAUUAUAUUUUUUGUACGAGUAUUUCAAAAUAGAUUUGAUUGAUCAUGAUUUCGCAUUUGGUUUGAUGCAAGGCGAAUCUAUUUAAGGUGGUGUUGGUAAAUCAGCUUUGUGUUUUUUCUUUCGCCGUGUCCAUGUGACUGUCACCGCAGGAAGAAACAAGGCGAAUUCAUUAUUUGUUUUCUAGUUCCCCAAUACUUUGCUUUGACAAUCAAACGGUUUGGUUUGAUGUCAUAAAAAAAAAUACUUUUUAUUUGUUUUCUUUGAGGGUAGUAAUUAUUUUUCGAUUUUGUUUGUCUCUUCGUUCAAGUUUAAUAUCUACUCCUGCUUUCGUGUCUGUUUUUUCUUUUUGCUCAGGUAUCAUUAUUUUUGAUUGUUAUCGAUUUUUGAUUUUCAUAAAUUGCUGCAUAAAGCAAUUUUUUAUUCGCUGAAAAAUACCAGUA